Molecule: messenger RNA, 3862 nt
Organism: Symphalangus syndactylus (siamang)
Lineage: Eukaryota; Metazoa; Chordata; Mammalia; Primates; Hylobatidae
Product: E3 ubiquitin-protein ligase TRIM34
Molecular function (GO): protein binding
Source: RefSeq, a predicted model, not a curated record
GUUCAAGCGAUUCCCCUGCCUCAGCCUCCCGAGUAGCUGGGAUUACAGGUGCAUGCCACCAUGCCCGGCUUUUUUUUUUUUUUUUUUUUGUAAUUUUAGUAGAGACGGGGGUUUCACCAUGUUAGCCAGAGUGGUCUCGAACUCCUGAACUUGUGAUCCGCCCGCCUCAACCUCCCAAAGUUCUGGGAUUAUAGGCGUGAGCCACCACACCUGGCUUUAUAAUACUUUCAAUUUCAAAAGCCGCAAUUAAUUUUGCACCAACCUGAUAGUAAUUGACUCCCUUAAAAGUAGUCAAAGCAUAUUCCAAAGAUAUUGGAUGUGGAUACUUUUUAUGGGAAAGUUGUUAAACUUCCAACAAGUUUAUAAUUGUUCUGCCUGGGAAUUGUCCUUGAUCGUCAUGCAUGAGUCAGAUGGAGAGGGCAAAAAUGAAAAUUGUACCUUGUCAGGUGGUUUCCAAAGGUGACACUUUUUAUUAUGUAACGUGCUCUACAGGAGGUAGAAGACUAGGAUUGUUUUGAUGCAUACAGCACAGAAAAUGAAUCUAUCAAUUAUAUUCCUCAUGAAAACAGAGCAUGCUGUUUGUGGAGGCACAAUGUGGGGUCAUCCUGUGACCAAACGAGUGGCAACUCUUGUUCAAGUUUCCUCCUCGUUCGGUUUGAUUUCAAGGUUACCUCAGUUUCAAUGCAGCCCUUUCUGUUCAGGGCACAAAACUCCUGAUUUACUACUUACAACUAGUGGUUCUCAGCCUCAGAUUCACGUAAAAAUUACCUGGAAGACUUUUCAUUUUUAAAUAAUGUUACUGAUGUAUAUGUUAUGUGCAAUAAUAUGUACCCAUUUACUGUGCACACUUUGAUGAGUUUUGAAAAAGUUUUACCCCUUUUAAAGAUUUAGAACAUUCCCAACACUCUCAAAAGUUCCCCAGGUCCUUUAUAGCCAACUUUUCUCAGCACCAUCCACCUCUCCGCCACCCAUCCUCCAUCUCCUAGGGGGUGACGUGGUACUUUGGUAGGUAGCACGCAAGUGGAUCCUUGGAUCCAAAGAAUAAUUCAAAUUGACUGAUUCGAGGGACCAUGUGCAACCAUGAAAGUGGUAGGAGAAGGGGAGUUGAGUGUUUAACUGGCCUGGGAAGCAGGGAAGGUUAAAACAGGGCUUUUCAAACACAGCACUAUUGAUGUUUUGGAAUGGAUCAUUCUUUGUUGUGGGUGCUGUCCCGUGCAUUGUAGAAUGCUUAGCAGCAUCUGUGACCUGUACCCACUAAGAUGCCAGUAGCAUCCCCCUAGUUAAUAACCAAAUAUCUAGGCCGGGCACGGUGGCUCACGCUUGUAAUCCCAGCACUUUGGGAGGCCGAGGUGGGCGGAUCACGAGGUCAGGAGAUCGAGACCACGGUGAAACCCCGUCUCUACUAAAAAAUACAAAAAAAUUAGCCGGGCGUGGUGGCGGGCGCCUGUAGUCCCAGCUACUCGGAGAGGCUGAGGCAGGAGAAUGGCGUGAACCCGGGAGGCGGAGCUUGCAGUGAGCCGAGAUCGCGCCACUGCCCUCCAGCCUGGGUGACAGAGCAAGACUCUGUCUCAAAAACAAACAAACAAACAAACAAACAAAAAACCAAAUAUCUCUUCAGACAUUGCCAAAUGUGCCGUCUAGUGCAAAUCCUCCAUUCUGCCCUCGAGAAUCACUGGAUUAAGAGCAUUACCUUCUGUCCAGAGGCUCUAAAGGACUACACAGCUCAGUUCACCUAGACGCUCCUUCCCCUUUUCUCUUCCUGACAGCCCCAAAAAUUUCACUUUCAUUUCUCAGGCAGUUCCUCCUCAGGAGGGAGGGACUUCUUCACACAGAGGAACCUCAUUUGUUGAAUGAAUCCUGACCACACCAACCCUGGCUUUUCUGCACCUCUUCAACCAGGAGCCGAGAUUUCUGUAGGUCUGAAGUAUCAGGUACAAACUGAGAGAGAAAGAAUACAAACAGAAUUUGAUCGGCUUAGAAGCAUCCUAAAUAGUGAGGAGCAGAGAGAGCUGCAAAGAUUGGAAGAAGAGGAAAAGAAGACGCUGGAUAAGUUUGCAGAGGCUGAGGAUGAGCUAGCUCAGCAGAAGCAGUUGGUGAGAGAGCUCAUCUCAGAUGUGAAGUGUCGGAGUCAGUGGUCAACAAUGGAGCUGCUGCAGGACAUGAGUGGAAUCAUGAAAUGGAGUGAGAUCUGGAGGCUGAAAAAGCCAAAAACGGUUUCCAAGAAACUGAAGACUGUAUUCCAUGCUCCAGAUCUGAGUAGGAUGCUGAGAAUGUUUAGAGAACUGACAGCUGUCCGGUGCUACUGGGGUAAGAAAAAGUUACAGUCUUUAAAUAACUGUUUUCCAAUUACCUUUCAGAAGUUUAUGGUUUCAAUGAUAUCUUCUGAUCUUAGCCUCAUGCGUUCUCAGCACCUCCCAAAACAUUUGCUAAACACAUUUCUCCAGUGUUUUACCCCUCCAAUUCAUCAACGCAAGUUUUUCAGUCACUUCCCAAGUUCCUUCAUCACAAUGUCACUAGAUAAACCUACUCCAUAUCUGUCACCUAAUCUUAUAUAUCACAUAGAUUAUUAUAUUCAUAUACAUACAUAUAUAUUUUUUUUUCUUGCAGUGGAUGUCACACUGAAUUCAGUCAACCUAAAUUUGAAUCUUGUCCUUUCAGAAGAUCAGAGACAAGUGAUAUCUGUGCCAAUUUGGCCUUUUCAGUGUUAUAAUUAUGGUGUCUUGGGAUCCCAAUAUUUCUCCUCUGGGAAACAUUACUGGGAAGUGGAUGUGUCCAAGAAAACUGCCUGGAUCCUGGGGGUAUACUGUAGAACAUAUUCCCGCAAUAUAAAGUAUGUUCUUAGAAGACGUGCAAAUCAUCAAAAUCUUUACUCCAAAUACAGACCUCUAUUUGGCUACUGGGUUAUAGGGUUACAGAAUAAAUGUAAGUAUACUGUCUUUGAGGAGUCUUUGUCCUCUGAUCCCGAGGUUUUGACUCUCUCCAUGGCUGUGCCUCCCUGCCGUGUUGGGGUUUUCCUAGACUAUGAAGCAGGCAUUGUCUCAUUUUUCAAUGUCACAAGCUAUGGCUCCCUCAUUUACAAGUUCUCUAAAUGUUGCUUUUCUCAGCCUGUUUAUCCAUAUUUCAAUCCUUGGAACUGUCCAGCUCCCAUGAGUCUAUGCCCCCCAAGCUCUUGAAUUUUCUCGUUUCUUCACCUACAACCCUUUGUCUUGACUUAUCUCCUGCAACUGACUCAUCUGCAACAUUCAGACCAUUGCUUCCUUGUGGUUUCCCUUCUUUAGAACUUUUACUCAUCCUUGAGAUGUACAGUGUAUUUGGCUUGAGUUAUGAGAGAUGCUUAUUUAUUCAUUUAUUCUUUUUCAUAUUUUCAGAGAAAGUUACCUAAUCCCUCCUAAAGACAAAGCAGUAUGGGUAUAACAUCCUUGCCUUCCCAUUUAUCCAUGUUUCGCUUUAUCACUGAUGUGAAGAGGCCCAAAGCCUGUUAGCCACCAUCCAUGCUACCUAGGUAGUCCAUAGGAACCACCCCCAGGACCACCACCAACAUCAACUAAAGAUUCUUGGAGGGUAUGUCAGUGUGUUGCUCAGGAUACCCCAGGUACAACAAGGAAUCAAGGAGAGGAAAAUAUGAGCAAUAUGUGUAUUCAGAGUGAAGAUUUUAUGUCCAGAGUAUUUGAGCUCAAACCUUGUCUCUUGUUUUCUAAACAUGAUGAAUACUUUCUCAGUUUCCUUUUCCUGAAAUAUAAAUUGGGAUUUAAGACUGUACCUAACUAUUAAGAUCACUGUGUAAAACUAAGUGUCUCUAAAUGUAAUGCAUCGAUUUAGUGUCUGGAACAUAAUAAAUAUUUGCUCUCAUGAUUACUAAAAA